AUGUUUUCAAAUUUUAGCCAGAAAUCAUCUCCGUUUGGUUUAGUUCAGUCAGGUUUUUGUCAUGGAAAAUGUAAAGACUCUGGAAAAAUUCAGGAGCCGAAAGGUCCGAAGAUCAUUACCGAUUUGCCUGGACCGAAAACAAAGGAACUCAUCGAAAAAUUGAAACCAUUCCAAAAUAUUUCCAGUAUACAACUUUUCGCACAAUAUGGAAAAUCUAUCGGAAAUUACUUGCAAGAUGUCGAUGGAAACGUACUUUUAGACCUCAAUAUGCAACUGGCCACUAAUCCUCUUGGAUAUAAUAGUACCGAACUUAUGAAAGUCUAUCAGGAUCCAGCAAAUAUCCAAACCAUAAUUAAUCGACCAAUUCUGGAAAUGUUUCCAUGCGAUUGUUGGCCAAGCAGAAUAGAAAAUAUGGUUAAAAAGGUGUCUAUGAAUCUACCGAACAUAUCGAUGUGUUCUUGUGAAUCGACCACAAUUGAAAAUGCAUUCAAAUCUAUGAUGAUUUCGUUUCAAAAACAUCAGAGAGAUGGAAAUGAAGCAGUACUAGGGUCCGGUUGUCCGAAACUAUCUAUAUUAUCCUUCAGGAACUCCGACCACGGACACACUAUGGGAGCAUUAUCUGCAUCCAAUGCUAUAUCUAGUGCUAUCUUCAAGCAAGACGUUCCGUGUUUUGAUUGGCCAGUGGCGCACUAUCCCUGCUACCGGUAUCCCUUGGGCGAAUGCGAAUGUUACAACGCAUACCAGGAUGAGAAAAGUUUGGACAUGGUGAAGGAUCUCAUCAAAAAAUGGGACGAUAAAGGUAUGCCUGUAGUUGGAAUCGUAGUCGAACCAAUUCAAAGUCAAUGCACGCAGUGUCCUUCCUCCAAGUUUUUCCAAAAUCUCCAAGAACUCACCAACAAAAUAGGAAUUUACCUAAUGUUCGACGAAACCAGGACCGGUUGUGGUUCAACUGGGAAAUUUUGGUGCAUUGAAAACUACUGCUUAAAAUGUCCAGUGGAUAUAUUGGCGUUUGGAGGGAAAACUCAAAUUUCUGGAUUUCUACAUACUGAAGAUUUGAAUUCGAGGAAACCAAAUCAUAUUAUGGAUUCAUGGAUGAGAGAUCCUCUCAAACUGAUUGCUUUCGAGGCGAUUAUAGAUAUAAUUGAGAAAUUGAAUCUACUUGAAACAGUGAGGAACACCGGAAAAAAGCUGAAACAGUGUUUGUUGGAUAUGGAGUUGGAUCACUACGAUUUAAUUCAUUCGACAAGAGGACUGGGCACAUUUUUGGCAUUCAACGCACAAUGUCCAAAGCUCCGCGAUGACAUAUGGAAACGACUAAGGAAAAAAGGUAUAUUAUGUGGAAAAUGUGGAGAGGAUGGUAUAACAAUACGACCAUCGCUGACAUUCAAUGAUAAUCAUGCGAAUAUAUUUCUUGAUAAAUUGGAAGAAGUGAUAAAAGAAACCGAAUUGGCCAAACCAAAUGAGAAGGACCAGCCCAAGAAAUCUCUCAGUAAUCCAAAAUGCGAAACUUCACAAAAGCCAAAAGUACUCAAAGAACAGAAAAACAACAUUGAACCGAAAAAAUCCAUUUGCGACUAUUCGAAGAAAAAUAUGUCAAAGGAAACAGUGAAACAAGAAGAGAUAGCUCACAUAAAUGAUGUACCGAUAAAAAGUAAACAAACAAUGUCUAAUAUAAGGUGUGGCGUUGAUAGUACAACAAAGGAUGGCAAAAUGCAUCAUAAAGAAGGUACCGACAGUGAUGGCCAAUGCAAAAAGAAAAUCAGAAAAUGGAAGGGAAGUAGCCAUACAAAUAAAAAAAAGCGUGUAUGUCCUAAAAGUUGGGCCAAAAAGAAAACUGAUUAG
Messenger RNA from Phaedon cochleariae (mustard beetle), 1842 nucleotides. NCBI's taxonomy places the organism in Eukaryota, Metazoa, Arthropoda, Insecta, Coleoptera, Chrysomelidae. The record is from the annotation of a GenBank genome assembly.